AUGCCAGCAGCGAAGAAGGUGCCCUCCAUGAAGGCACUAACCGCAAGGAUGAAGGAGAUCCAGCUAUCUUUCAAUGACAUUUGGAGAUUCAUGCAAGCCUUUAAGGAUUCUACUACAGUUAGCGAAAUCCAAGUUCGGUUUUGCAAGCUAGAUAAGUUAUGGGAAGGAUUCAGCGAUGUGUUGGUGGAGAUCUUUGCCCACGAGGAUUUCAAUCCAGAAACCGCCGGUUUGGAGAAGGAACGAAUGGAAUUUAGUGACCGCUAUUACGAGGUUAAAUCCUUCCUUAUGGACAAAAUCAAGCUGCUCGAGGAACCACAAGCCGAGCAGUCGAUCAGGAUAGGAGAUGUUUCGACGCACAGUGUAAUCGAGCACGUUCGGUUGCCACAAAUAAAACUGCAAACUUUUAAUGGAGACAUCGAUGAGUGGUUGAGCUUUCGGGAUUUGUUUACGUCGCUCAUCCACUGGAAAGAAGAUUUACCCGAAGUGGAAAAAUUCCAUUAUCUAAAAGGUUGCCUACAGGGAGAGCCAAAAACCCUCAUCGAUCCGCUACAAAUUACGAGGGCUAAUUAUCAGGUGGCGUGGGCCUUGCUGCUAAAACGUUACAACAACUGCAAGCAGCUUAGAAAACGGCAGGUACAGGCACUCUUUAAUCUGCCCACACUUAACAAGGAAUCUGUAGCCGACUUGCAUAUUCUCGUCGAAGGUGCCGAGAGAAUAGUUAAAACCUUGGAUCAAAUAGUCCAACCGGAGGACUACAAGGACCUCCUUCUAGUAAACAUUCUCACUGCGCGAUUGGAUCCGGUCACUAGAAGAGGGUGGGAAGAGGUAUCAUUAACAAGGGAACAGGAUACAUUAGUGGAUUUAAUGGAAUUUCUGCGGCGCAGAGUACAGGUUUUGGAUUGUUUACCAUCCAGGUUCUGCGACACUAAGGGUGUCCAACAACCACUACCAAGGCAAAACCAACCAAUAGCCAAAGUUUGCAAUCAAGCGUCUGGGGGACGCUGCGUAGCUUGUACGUUGAAUCAUCCACUAUAUCAGUGCCCCACGUUUCAACAAAUGGAGGUGUUGGAACGCGACACACUACUGAAAACUCAUGGUCUUUGUCGCAAUUGUUUUCGGACCGGACACCAUGCAAAGGAUUGUAUAUCUAAAUUUUCCUGUCGAAUCUGCAACGGCCGCCACCAUACGCUAGUAUGCUUCAAGUCAAAGGAAGGGGAAACCAAGGUUAUUGCGAAUGUGGAGGAUAACGAGCCAAUUCCUUCUGCGCUAUCACAGGAAUCAUCCAAUCCAAUUCCUACCCAAGGCAUGAAUAUGGCAGUCUCAAACUUAAGCGUAUCUAUUGCAGCGAGUCAGUGUACAUCUCAGGUGCUUUUAGCUACAGCUGUCGUCAUAGUGGAAGACGAUAAUGGGAAUCAGUAUAAGGCGCGUGCUCUACUGGAUUCUGGGUCGGAGAGUAACUUUAUUACUGAGCGCUUGACCCAACGGUUAAAGGUUGACCGAGAACCUGUUAAUAUAACCGUCGCUGGAAUUGGUCAAACUAUUUCAACGGUGAAGCAAGGUUUAAGAACCUUGGUGCGUUCUCGAGUUUCAGAAUACGCCCGUGAACUUACAUUCCUAGUUCUCCCAAGAAUAACGGCAAAUCUCCCGGCAACAAAAAUCAAUACGAGCAGGUGGAAAUUUCCUAGCGGUGUUAAUCUGGCAGACCCUGCAUUCUUUCAGUCCCAUGGUGUGGACAUGGUUCUCGGCAUUGAAGCGUUCUUUGAAUUCUUUGAAAGCGGCCGAAAAAUUACAUUGGGAGAACAACUGCCUCUAUUAAAGGAAUCCGUGUUUGGCUGGGUGAUUUGCGGCGGGUUUUCGGAACAAACUCAAUCUUCACAAAUAAGGUGCAACAUAUCCACUUCGAGAAAACUGGGCACAUCCACGGUGAAGAAACAAUCCGGUGAACUGUGUGACGGCAUUCAGACGGUUGGUACACCGUCAUCCUACCAAAGAAGGAAGACAUUUUAUCGAAAUCGUGCGAAUCAAUGGACAUCCUAUGUCGACGACUCCAAGGAACCGGACAAAGGUUGGCCAAGGGCGGUUCCAUCCUCUGGAUUUUACCUGAUAAUACUCGGAGAACUGGUCAUUCUGCUGGGGGCAGAAUUCCGUCGAUGCUGGGGGCUGGAUCCCCAAUUACCCACCAAGAGCUAUCGAACACUGGAGGCAACGAUCCCAUCCCCCAACAGGGACUGUAAUGCUCAGGUUGGUCAGGAGGAAGAAUUCAAACUGGUGAUUGAACGGUUCAGCGCACACCCGCUGAAAACGGCCUAA
Sabethes cyaneus is the source of this 2310-nucleotide messenger RNA. RefSeq lists its product as uncharacterized. The transcript has 2 exons. NCBI's taxonomy places the organism in Eukaryota, Metazoa, Arthropoda, Insecta, Diptera, Culicidae. Bases 1 to 2310 code for a protein of 769 amino acids. Gene Ontology annotation, molecular function: zinc ion binding; nucleic acid binding. The record is from RefSeq and is a predicted model, not a curated record.